AUGGUAAGGCGGGCCCCGUCACCCACUGCGGCCGUCAGCCCGACCGCAGGACUUCACUAUGAGGCGCACGCGGAACACGGCGCCGCCGCCUCGAGGCCUGCUGCUGGCGUGCACCACCAGGGAGCUCUGCCCCGCAAUACGCACAUCCAGGGAUGUACAAGGCCACCGUGCGCACUGCCGCAGCUCCGGGAUGCCGUUGUCAACAUGGAGUUCGUCGCGCCUCGUCGAAUGACCAGCAUGAGGACUCUCGCCACGGCAUACAUGAGGGUUGGAUCCGCAACUGUACCCGUCCCAUAUGACCUGGGAGCAAACUCUGUGACCUGUAACCAUCUGACCAACGCUUCCUGCCCCGUAUCAUCAGGACAAACUUUACGUUACGCUCUCAGGAUCUUCAUUGAGGCCUUCUUCCCUGUGGGCACCGAGGUCACUGUGGAGUUCCGCAUUGUGGACCAGAGUAACUCUCCCGUCGUGUGCGUCCGUGUACCACUCAGAAUCGUCUCUCCUUAG
This is a messenger RNA of Spodoptera exigua (beet armyworm), 507 nucleotides long. The record is from the annotation of a GenBank genome assembly. NCBI's taxonomy places the organism in Eukaryota, Metazoa, Arthropoda, Insecta, Lepidoptera, Noctuidae.